AUGGCCGACCACCACGAGCCACAGUUCCUGUCACCAGGAUCAUCAUCCACUGCGGAUGAGUACUCGGCCAACCCACGUUUCAUUGAGCUCCAAGAAGAGCUUCGUUGCGUCCUCUUUGCGGGUGUAAAUUCCCACGAUCCAAGCAAGGCUGCUACCCCCGAACCUACUGCUGAUGAGCAACGGCAAGCGGAGGAACUUCCGCUCUUUCAGUCCAAGUUUGACUUUUCCAGAGUUCCCGAUAUACCCAAAAUUAAGCUUAUUCACUAUUUCAAGAACUGGAUCAUCGAAUGUGCGCCGUAUCUUGACAAGUUUGACGAUGAGAGGCACUUUGGCAUCCAUGUGCCCAUCAUGGCUGAACGAUCGCCUCCGUUGUUCUACGCCGUGCUGGCAUUUUCAGCACGCCAGAUAGAACGAAAAGCACUGUUGGAAAAGAGUUAUGACAGCCUCGAGCUGUACCAAGAAUCCAUCAGAUUACUUGCGCCAGGCUUGCAAGCCAAAGACCCCAACAUGUUGGUGACGGCUUGUAUCCUCGCCGUGUUGGAACUCAUGUCAGGCAGUCCUCGCAAUUGGCGUCGGCACAUUGAGGGAUGUGCAACGUUGUUCGAAUUCUUCGAGAUUACCGGGUUCUCAGGCGGACUGCUGCAAGGCGUGUUCUGGUGUUACGCUCGCAUGGAGCUUUGCGGAGCAAUCAUAUCUGGCGGCGCGGAGAGCACAGUUCUGCCGUUAAACAAAUGGGUACCGCCAUUGCCAGCAGGCUUGACGACCAACGAUGAAGCAGAUGAUUUUGCACGAAGAGUAUUUUAUCAGAGUGGACGAGACAACACGGGCAUGCAUGCGAAUUGGUCUGUGUACUUGUGCGCCAAGGCAUGCGACCUGAUGUAUAGAAGGACGCGAUAUUUGGAGCUCCAAGAACCAGACGAGCUGGAUACUAGACCAUUUACCGACCAGUGGACCAGACUAUGGGAAGACUUGCAAUUCUGGUUGGAAUCCCGGCCAUGGUCGAUGCUGCCCACUGCCACAACACCACCUCCAGAGCCGUCCCAAGAGCAAGUCUUUCCGACGAUAUUGUUCUCUAAUUACCCCGCAAUCUCAUCUAAUCAGAUGUAUCAUGCGGCGUGUAUUCUGAUGCUGGAAACUCGGCCGCCGGAAGUGCAAUUGCCGUCUCCACAAAGCUCACCAAUCUGGCAUGCAAGAAGGGUCUGUGGGAUAUCAUGGACGAAUCCCCACAAAGCGAGCCUCAUCAAUGCCAUCCAGCCGCUGUAUCUGGCGGGGCGGCUAUUGACGCACCCAAGCGAGCAGGUUCAAGUUGCAAGGCUGUUUCGGAUAAUCGACAGGACAACCGGGUGGGGAGCCUUAUGGCGAUUGCGGGACUUGGAGGCCGAGUGGGGAUAUAAGCCGGGCGAGAUACUCGGCAGGAUGAAUGUAUGA
Pochonia chlamydosporia 170 is the source of this 1428-nucleotide messenger RNA. RefSeq names its product C6 transcription factor. Gene Ontology annotation, biological process: positive regulation of transcription by RNA polymerase II. The record is from RefSeq and is a predicted model, not a curated record. Bases 1 to 1428 code for a protein of 475 amino acids. NCBI's taxonomy places the organism in Eukaryota, Fungi, Ascomycota, Sordariomycetes, Hypocreales, Clavicipitaceae. Gene Ontology annotation, molecular function: DNA-binding transcription factor activity; transcription cis-regulatory region binding. Gene Ontology annotation, cellular component: nucleus. The transcript has a single exon.